Messenger RNA from Fimicolochytrium jonesii, 1174 nucleotides. RefSeq lists its product as uncharacterized. The coding region runs from base 138 to 881 and encodes 247 amino acids. The transcript has a single exon. The record is from RefSeq and is a predicted model, not a curated record. Lineage: Eukaryota; Fungi; Chytridiomycota; Chytridiomycetes; Spizellomycetales; Powellomycetaceae.
AGAGACCUGGCUUAACAUCAUGACCUUUCUCAGUACGCUAACGUCCGCAUGUCUUUCCAUUCUCUCAGAGUAAAGCCAUUGCCGCAGCCACCUUCUCUACCACGUUUAUCCUCACCAUCUGCCUGGGAGUGUACAGCAUGGUCAACAGUUUCCAAGGCCGUUUCGUCAUCUACAGCGGGGGCAUCUUCCUUGGGGCUACCGGCUGCCUCGUCGCGCUGUUCGCCCCCAAACUGAUGGUUACGGUGUUCUCCCCGCAAACCAACACCCGCGAGCACAUGCGCCGUCUCCUCCGCGGAACAGACCGUUCGACACACGCAGGGGGUUCGUCUGACGAGGCGUCUGGCGUCAAGAGCGGCAACGGGAGGAAGGCGUCGCAGGACUUGACCGGCAAACCCAUGCCUCUCAGCCAGAAUACCAGGAAGGCGUCGAUGAGUUUAGGCAUAGGCACGCAAUCCCUCGCCUCACACGGGUCGGUCGGAUCCAUGGCCAACUUGUCCCCUCGCCUUGGUGCGGCUGCAUCCGUCGUCAACGGUAUCCCCACGUCGAACGCCCAUAUCGCGCCAGCGCCUGCCACGAUCUACGUGCAGGAUGGAAAGCAGUUGGCUCGAGAGCACCGCGACCGCAUUGCUGGUCUCGUCCGCGUCAUUAACAACACCGCUGCAUCGGGACGUAUCACUGAGUUCCAAGAACACAUCGACAAGCUUCAGGCGUUCUCGAGCCGGUUCAAGAUCCUCGCCCCCGUCAAAACGCGCACGGGGUCCAUCGGCGUUCUCAAUCUCGAGAAGGGUGAGAAGACCGAAAAGGAUAAAUUUACGGCGGGAUCGCCUACGACCAAAGAGAUUACCAAAACGAAUGUCUUUCCCAUCACUGAAGACGUGUGAGCUUAUUAGUUGCAUGGUAGCGGGAGGGGAUCAGCAGCAAUCUACAUAUCGAUAUACCCUUUGGUUAACCGGGCAGAGGUGUUUGAUUUCCUUCGAAUUGUACCCCAAUUCCUUCAUUUUUUAUUGCGUAAUCACUUGGAUAGCCCCUGCGAGCUGUGCGUUCCUUUCAGCUGUUCUCAACGAUGCGGUUUCCUCUGAAACGGGGUUAGACUUCGUUCUUUGGCAUCUCCCCCUUGUACUCCUCUGGCAGACAUGAUACUUGCAUACGGAAAAGCACGCUCGGCCAAUAUCGC